Fundulus heteroclitus (mummichog) is the source of this 1123-nucleotide messenger RNA. RefSeq names its product olfactory receptor 488-like. The transcript has a single exon. The record is from RefSeq and is a predicted model, not a curated record. NCBI's taxonomy places the organism in Eukaryota, Metazoa, Chordata, Actinopteri, Cyprinodontiformes, Fundulidae. Gene Ontology annotation, cellular component: membrane. Bases 200 to 1123 code for a protein of 307 amino acids. Gene Ontology annotation, biological process: G protein-coupled receptor signaling pathway. Gene Ontology annotation, molecular function: G protein-coupled receptor activity; olfactory receptor activity.
UCUAAAUGUGUAUCUGUCGUUUAUCCUAAGGUUAACGUCUAUGCUGUUUAACUGGAUCUUAACUUAUGCAUUGCCACAGUAGCAGUGUGCUGGAGUUCUCCCAUUGUGCCCAGUAAGAGUUCUCCUGGUUCCUGCUGAUCUGCUCCUACAGGGACAGCUUCCAUCCUUCAUCUAAUAAAAUCUGUUUGUGUUGACAGUAAUGAACAUUUCUCAGGUGUCAUAUUUCCUACUAAGUGCCUACAUUGAUAUUGGCCUGUUUAAGUACUUGGUUUUCCUUUUCCUCAUGUGUGUUUAUAUCGUCAUCAUAUCUUCUAACGUGCUGCUGAUCGUGGUGAUCUGUGUGAAUAAGAGCUUACAUGAACCUAUGUACAUGUUUCUGUGCAGCCUGUUUGUGAAUGAACUGUACGGCAGCACAUCGCUGUUCCCCUUCCUGCUGGUCCAGAUCCUCUCUGAUGUUCACACUGUUUCUGUUCCUCUCUGCUUCCUGCAGAUCUUCUGCCUCUUCACGUAUGGAAAUGUGGAGUUUUACAACUUGGCUGCCAUGUCUUAUGACAGAUAUCUGGCCAUCUGUCAUCCUCUGCAUUACAACACACGGAUGCAGAUGAACACAGUUAUCAGGCUGGUUGUGUUAUCAUGGUUUCUCGCUCUGCUGAGCAUAAUUGUGGUGAUUUCCCUGAAUGCAUCCUCUAGGUUGUGCGGGAACAUCAUCGACAGAGUUGUCUGCGCCAGCUAUUAUGUUGCAGUGUUGUCCUGCAGCAGUGCAACAGCCAGCAACAUCUAUGGACUGGUCUACACUUUCUCUGUACCUGUCAUCCUCGCUGCGCUCAUCCUCUACACGUAUGUGAAGAUACUGCAGGUGUGUUUUUCUGGAUCCAAGGAGACCCGGCAGAAAGCCAUCAGCACCUGCACACCCCACCUGGUCUCCCUGCUGAACUUCUCUUUUGGCUCUUUCUUUGCUGUUUUACAGAGCAGGUUCGACAUGAGCAGAGUUCCCAACAUCCUUCGUAUUAUUUUAUCGUUAUACUUUGUUACAUGUCAGCCACUUUUGAACCCUCUGUUGUAUGGACUCAAGCUGAACAAGAUCCAAAUCAUAUGCAGAAGUCUUUUCUUUAAUAAAAAAUGA